This is a messenger RNA of Vitis vinifera (wine grape), 870 nucleotides long. RefSeq lists its product as uncharacterized. Gene Ontology annotation, cellular component: nucleus. The transcript has 3 exons. Gene Ontology annotation, molecular function: ubiquitin protein ligase activity. The record is from RefSeq and is a predicted model, not a curated record. The coding region runs from base 1 to 870 and encodes 289 amino acids. Lineage: Eukaryota; Viridiplantae; Streptophyta; Magnoliopsida; Vitales; Vitaceae.
AUGGACCAUCUGAUCAGUUGCCAUCUUCCAGCAAUCACGGAGUCAUUGGAGUUUCUACAGAUGAAUGAAAGAAUGUUCAAGGCGUCCUGGGGAAUUUUCAGUAUAUUAAUGGAUCAGCAAGCCACAGUACAGAGGGAAUAUAAUGCUCUUUCAAUCAUGGAAGUAGGAUCUCACGGAAGUGUGAGGAACAGAUCAGGUGCUGUUGGGCUGGAUUCUGUUUUGGCACAUAAUCAUAGCCAUUUGGUUCAAGGAAACUAUAUUGGCCAUCCUUUUCAGCCUUCUGGCAAUCCCUGGGUUGACCAACAAUCAGGCAAUCAUGGUAGUGGUGGGGGAACUCUGGCCUGGAAUCAUGGACCUGCUUUACCUUAUUUGCAUGGGAGCAAUAUCAGUGGAGGUCCUACAGAGGCUGGGAAUGUGGGUAUUCAGGGAUAUCAUGAUACAUCUAGUGGCAGAAGUUCCACAAAUUACCUUCAACCUCCUGUCCUUCACCGGCACCAUAAUCUUCAUUAUCCACCACCACCACCUAUGCAAGGAGCAAGAAGCCAUUUCCACCCUCAAGUAGUGGCAUCUUCGAAUAGACUUGCUCCACCUACUGGGAUUAGGAUGGACCGAUCUCAUCGAGGGGGAGCCGCAUCUGAGGCAACAUCGAGACAUGGAAAUCUUCCUUACUUGAGAAUGCUCCCAGCAGAAGAAGUUGCCAUACUAGAUCUUUCAGGAUUUAAUGAAGCAGGGGAAGAGGAGUAUGAGAAUGAAGAGAAGAUUGGAUUUCUUGAUUGUGGGCAUGAGUACCAUGCAGAUUGCUUGAAGAAGUGGGUGCUGGUGAAGACUGUCUGCCCCCUCUGCAAAGCCCCAGCAAUGACUUGUUCAUAA